Cylicocyclus nassatus is the source of this 537-nucleotide messenger RNA. NCBI's taxonomy places the organism in Eukaryota, Metazoa, Nematoda, Chromadorea, Rhabditida, Strongylidae. The record is from the annotation of a GenBank genome assembly.
AUGAACACUCACGAUAACGCUGUUACUGCGCGGGCCAUAUUUAUAGUGUUCUCGGGUAACCCCGCCCCCUGCGUAACUGCGUGGGCGUGGUCGGGCGCAGCGAGGGCAGAUAAAAGCGGUGCCCAGUCAAGUGCUCUCAUCACUGACUACCCAGCGAAUCUCGUCAUGCCACCGAAGCCAUCAGCGAAGGGAGCGAAGAAGGCCGCGAAGACGCAGAAGGCGAGCCGCAGCGGAGACAAGAAGAAGAGGAGCCGGCGCAAGGAGAGCUACUCGGUGUACAUCUACCGCGUGCUCAAGCAGGUGCACCCCGACACCGGAGUGUCGUCGAAGGCGAUGUCGAUCAUGAACUCGUUCGUCAACGACGUCUUCGAGCGCAUCGCCGUCGAGGCGUCGAAGCUUGCCCACUACAACAAGCGCUCGACAAUCUCGUCCCGUGAAAUCCAGACCGCCGUCCGUCUGAUCCUCCCCGGGGAACUCGCCAAGCACGCCGUGUCCGAGGGAACCAAGGCCGUCACCAAGUACACCUCCAGCAAGUAA